GAGAGGCGAUGUCAGCGCGCGGAGAUCCACGCGAGAAACUGAACAUUGAAAACUCCUCCCUCCCUCUCUGCCUCUUCCCUCCUUCCACCGGGCCGGACCUGACGACGACGACGACGAUGCUAUCUGUAAUAAUGAGGGGGAAAUGGUUAACAACUGGUUACCAUAUCUGGCUCACAGUUCUGAGGACCCGUAUUCAAAUCCCGGCCUCACCGGGAGCCUGCGUGGGUUUUUCUCCAGGUGCUGCAGUUUCUUCCCGUACCCCAUCCCAUGUUCCCUUGGCGAUCGUUGGUGGGCGGAGCCAUCUGAGACACACCUGGAAGGCAUUGAUUGCAGUCUGUGGUGUUUCAAGGCCAGCAGCGGCAGAAAGGUGUUGUCACAUUAUUGUUUCUGGCCUUUUUUUGUUUUUUGUCCACGGUGCAGUGCAGAUGGCACAGCAUCUUCCCAAUGGCGACUGUCCCAGUGUGACAUCUGCUGAUGACGUUGCAGGCAAUAUGGCUACCACUUCGAUGUCGAAUGACACACCAAGUACUCUCCUGCCUGUCUCUCUGAUCACCUUGGCUGUCGUCGUCCAGUCUUCCGGGAGCUUCGGUUGUCCAUCGAGAGCCUGUCUCACCUCUUUCCGGAAGGCCGCACAACAUUCUCCCUUUUAUAUUUAUUUUUGAUUACAAUAUCUAUUUUGCAAUGUAUUUAGGGUUGUCAGUGGGGCUUUAAACCACAAUUCUAAUGAAAUUGGUAUGUGGAAAACAGAAAUAAACACAGAACAGAAACUAAAAACACAUUUCCAAAAUCCUUUUCACCCAAUAUGCAAAUGAAUACACAACAAAGACAAGAUAUUGAAUGUUCAAACUGAUGAAUGUUAUUGGUUUUUUUUUUUUUUUGUUUCUCAUUUUAAAUGUGAUUCCUGCAACACAUUUAAAAAAAAAAAAGCCGGCA
Syngnathoides biaculeatus (alligator pipefish) is the source of this 933-nucleotide messenger RNA. RefSeq lists its product as uncharacterized. The coding region runs from base 9 to 662 and encodes 217 amino acids. The transcript has 5 exons. The record is from RefSeq and is a predicted model, not a curated record. NCBI's taxonomy places the organism in Eukaryota, Metazoa, Chordata, Actinopteri, Syngnathiformes, Syngnathidae.